This is a messenger RNA of Aureobasidium melanogenum CBS 110374, 1617 nucleotides long. RefSeq names its product amidase. The transcript is spliced from 4 exons. Lineage: Eukaryota; Fungi; Ascomycota; Dothideomycetes; Dothideales; Saccotheciaceae. The record is from RefSeq and is a predicted model, not a curated record. The coding region runs from base 1 to 1617 and encodes 538 amino acids.
AUGGCCGGCGACAAGACAUACAUCGACAUCUCUCGGGCCAAGUGUGAGCAGAGAGAUCGACUCAUCAGAAAUGAGUGGAAGAUCUCGAAAAAGCUAGCACUUGGAAACAACGUCCUCGAGGUGCCAAAGACCUGUGGCAUUCUCACGGAUCGAGAGAUCACAAUCACUGAGGACAAUGACGCUGUUGAUAUCGUCGACAAGAUACGCCAGCAAGAGUACACAGCAGAGGAAGUUACUGUAGCCUUCUGCAAGCGUGCUGCUGUGGCACAACAAUUGACCAACUGCCUUACAGAGAUCUUCUUCGAAGAAGCGAUUGAGAGAGCUCGCCAGCUCGACCAAGAGCGUGCUGCUGACCCGUCGGCACCAUGGAAGCCUCUACAUGGGCUCCCCAUCUCCCUCAAAGACUCUUUCAAGAUUCCAGGCUUCGACUCGACAAUUGGCAUGACAUACUUCGCAAACAAGCCAGCCACAGAGUAUUCCGCUCUACCCAAGCUACUGCUGGAUCUUGGUGCUGUGCUGUACUGCAAGACCAAUGUCCCGCAGACUAUGAUGACAGCAGACUCCGACAACAACGUCUUUGGUCGAACACUCAACCCUUCUAAUCUGAAGUUGACUGCAGGCGGCUCUUCGGGAGGUGAGGGUGCCCUUGUCGCAAUGCGGGGCAGUGUACUAGGAAUCGGCACGGAUAUUGCAGGCAGUAUUCGUAUACCAAGCAUCUGCAAUGGUAUCUAUGGUGCGCGUCCGAGCUCCGGCAUCGUGCCUUUCGAUGGUCAGCAGUCACCAGAAGAUCCGGGUAUGGUUGGCAUUGAGGUUGUGGCAGGUCCCAUGGCAACAUCGUCGAGGGCAUGCUCUUUCUUCAUGAAGACAAUCAUGAGCGCUCAAGCAUGGCGUUAUGACUCUUCGUGUUUGCACCUUCGCUGGCAGGGUCAACAACCCAGUCGCAAGCCACGCAUUGGCCUUGUCCUUGACGAUGGUGUUUACACACCUUUCCCACCCGUACGCCGAGCCAUCAGAGAGGCAGCACAGAAGCUGCGAGACGCAGGUGUUGACAUUGUAGAGCUGAGACUGCCUCAUGUUGCUGAUGCUGUUGGUAUCACAUACGGAAUGUUCGCGCUGGACGGCUGCCAGUUUGUCCAGGAUCUUAUGAAGGAAGGAAAAGAGCCUCAAGUCGAGUCCGUGAAGAGAGUCAACCUUGCCGCCAUUCCCAAGAGCAGUAUGCAAGGCUACAUGGACUUGACCGCAGGAAGACGUAAACUACAGGCUGUCUACCACAACUUCUGGCUCGACAAUCAGCUAGAUGCUAUCAUGCUACCUGGAGCACCCCAGACAGCAACGCGAUUCGAUGAGUGGGGUCCGAUCAACUACACCAUGCUCUGGAACUUCCUCGAUUAUCCUGCGACUAUCAUUCCCACAGGUCGGGUUCGCGAAUCCGAUGUCGCGGAUGGCGAAGAUUCGGCUCUGUAUGGGGAGCAAGAUCUGAGGAACUACAAGCUUUAUGAUUCCCCUGAGACAUACAAAGACGCACCGCUGUCUGUACAGAUUGUAGGAAUGAGGCAAGAGGAUGAAGCAUUGGCAGGGGUCGUUGGUCUUGUGGACAGCAUUCUGAACCAGUCGUGA